Molecule: messenger RNA, 1694 nt
Organism: Ceratotherium simum simum (southern white rhinoceros)
Lineage: Eukaryota; Metazoa; Chordata; Mammalia; Perissodactyla; Rhinocerotidae
Gene: VRK1
Product: VRK serine/threonine kinase 1
Biological process (GO): protein phosphorylation
Molecular function (GO): protein kinase activity; ATP binding
Source: RefSeq, a predicted model, not a curated record
ACUGCAGGGUGUGACGGGGCCGGCGCCGCCGCGGAGUUGCGAGUCGGCGAAAGCGGCGGGAAGUUCGUAGUGAGCAGAAGGCGGCGGGUCCGCGGCUCCGGUGAAAAUGCCUCGUGUAAAAGCAGCUCAAGCUGUAAGACAGGGCCCUGCAAAGAGACGUCUUGCAGAACAGUUUGCAGCUGGGGAGAUAAUCACUGACAUGACAAAAAAGGAAUGGAAACUAGGAUUACCCAUUGGCCAAGGUGGCUUUGGUUGUAUAUAUCUCGCUGAUAUGAAUUCUUCAAAAUCGGUGGGCAGCGAUGCACCCUGUGUUGUAAAAGUGGAACCCAGUGACAAUGGACCUCUUUUUACUGAAUUGAAGUUCUACCAGCGAGCUGCCAAACCAGAGCAAAUUCAGAAAUGGAUUCGUACCCAUAAACUGAAGUACCUGGGUGUUCCUAAGUAUUGGGGGUCUGGUCUACAUGAUAAAAAUGGAAAAAGUUACAGGUUUAUGAUAAUGGAUCGCUUUGGGAGUGACCUUCAGAAAAUAUAUGAAGCAAAUGCCAAAAGAUUUUCUCGGAAAACUGUCUUGCAGCUAAGCUUAAGAAUUCUGGAUAUUCUGGAAUAUAUUCACGAACAUGAGUAUGUACACGGAGAUAUCAAGGCCUCAAAUCUUCUUCUGAGCCACAAGAAUCCUGACCAGGUGUACUUGGUAGAUUAUGGCCUUGCUUAUCGGUAUUGCCCAGAAGGAGUUCACAAAGAGUACAAAGAAGACCCCAAAAGAUGUCACGAUGGCACUAUUGAAUUCACCAGCAUCGAUGCACACAACGGUGUGGCCCCGUCGAGACGUGGUGACUUGGAAAUACUUGGUUACUGCAUGAUCCAGUGGCUCAGUGGGCGUCUUCCUUGGGAGGAUAAUUUGAAAGAUCCUAACUAUGUUAGAGAUUCCAAAAUUAGAUAUAGAGAAAAUAUUGCAGGUUUGAUGGACAAAUGUUUUCCUGAGAAAAACAAGCCAGAUGAAAUUGCUAAAUACAUGGAAACAGUGAAAUUACUGGACUAUGCCGAAAAACCUCUUUAUCAAAAUUUACGAGAUAUUCUUUUGCAAGGACUCAAAGCUAUAGGAAGUAAGGAUGAUGGCAAACUGGACUUCAGUGUUGUGGAGAAUGGAGGUUUGAAAGCCAAAGCUAUAACAAAGAAGCGAAAGAAAGAAAUUGAGGAAAGUGCAGAACCUAGUGUUGAAGAUAUGGAAUGCUCAAAUACACAGACAAAGGAGGCCACACAAACUCGUUCAAAAACCAGAAAGAGAGUCCAGAAGUAAAUCAAAUGCUGUGAACCAAUUUUUCUUUUCUUCUUUUCAUUUGACUUUUUCCUUUUUUUCUGCUCUAAGUGUUUUGUUUUCGUGUGAGUCUUAAGGGGUGGGGGUAACAAUGAAAUACCUAUGUCUUUGAAAAGCAAACUUUUUUUAUUAAAAUAAAUACUUAGUACAAUUUAUUAAAGGCUAAUUUAUAAAGUUUCAAAAUCUCUAGAUUACACCCUUUAAGCUAUCACCACGCUGUAUGUGUUUGAGGUUCUGGAGUACGUAUAAGAAAAAUUACUAUGACAUGUACUUCUCUAAUCAUUGUAUAUUUCCCAGAGUAUAUAAAAGCUAUGACAAAGUCCUUUUAAGGAAACACAGAACUUAAAAAUAAAAGUCUCUUUUUGCUUGAUACAAACAC